UUCGAAAAAAAUUGUGUUGAGCGAGCGAGACGAACUAUAAAAUUUAAUUUAAUACUCAUCAAAUUAUUCAUAAAAUAUAACGCUUUGUUUUUAUACAUUAACGUAAUUCCAAAUAUAAGCAACAUAUGUGUACAUUUAUGAGAUAAGGUUAGAUCUUAGGUGUUAGGAAGCUGGAGCCAUGUCUCGUAAGGAGUUUGCUUGUUUUGUACAAAUAUUUUUACUGCUCAUGGCAUGUAUAGAUGCUUCUGAUGAAGCAAAGAGUGAUAAAAUCGAGGCUGUGGACUGCAGCACAUUGCGAUUAGGACAGUACAUUUGUCCAGAUCCGAGUAUAAACCCUAUAGAUCCUGACACGCAGCAGUACCGUGGGUGUACAAAGGGUGAAAAGAUACCGUCUGAAGGAGAAGCUGAGGUACAAUGUAUAGCAGCAGACCUAAUCAUUUGUAAGGAGACAAAUAGUUCAACAUUCAAAAAGAAACUCCCAUGCAAAUGGACAAAUGGAUACUCUUUGGAGAUAGCACUGUUGCUGUCAGUGUUUUUGGGCAUGUUUGGCCUGGAUCGGUUCUACCUCGGCUAUCCAGGAGUUGGGCUGGCCAAGCUCUGCACAUUGGGAUUUAUGUUUAUUGGCCAACUUCUUGACAUUAUUCUUAUAGCUGCUCAGGUUGUAGGACCAUCUGAUGGUUCAGCCUAUGUCAUACCGUACUUUGGAGCAGGAGUGUCCGUUGUCCGCAGCGACAAUGAGUCGUACCUGCUCCCCCAAGCCGACUGGCACAACAUCACCUGACAGUGGGGCACCAUAUCCUUCGACGUUGACGAGGAUUAUGAAUGGACAUAAUUCUAGAGUUUACCACCAGAUUUAUGAACUGUGUUCAGUGUUCUCUAGUUGUGUAUUAUAGAACUGUUACUAUUUGUAUAAAUAGGCAUGUAAAUAUAGUCUAAUAAGUGAAUUUGUAUAUAAAGUAGUAUAAUUAUUAUAACAGUUAUCUAAGCAGUUCAAUUAUGCUUUCUAGGAAAGUAAAUAAAAAUAUGUAAUUAA
Ostrinia furnacalis (Asian corn borer) is the source of this 1033-nucleotide messenger RNA. It is a transcript of the gene bisc, whose product is annotated as TM2 domain-containing protein 1 biscotti. The transcript has 4 exons. Lineage: Eukaryota; Metazoa; Arthropoda; Insecta; Lepidoptera; Crambidae. The record is from RefSeq and is a predicted model, not a curated record. Bases 179 to 781 code for a protein of 200 amino acids.